ACCCUAGCCCCGCCCCGAUGCCGGAGCCCCCCGUCCCGGCCUGGCUCCGCGGCCUGCCGCGCGCCCCGGAGUACCGCCCCACCGAGUCCGAGUUCGCCGACCCCAUCGCCUUCCUCUCCCGCGUCGAGCGCGAGGCCGCCGCCUUCGGCAUCUGCAAGGUCAUCCCCCCCUACCACCGCCCCUCCCGCCGCUACGUCUUCGCCCACCUCAACCGCUCCCUCCUCUCCUCCCCCUCCACCAACCCCACCCCCAACCCCGCCGCCUCCGACUCCUCCGCCAACCCUACCCCAUCCCCCUCCCCCGCCCCCUCCCCCUCCCCCUCCCCCGCCGCCCUCUUCACCACCCGCCACCAGGAGCUCGGCACCGCGCGCCGCGGCCGCCCGCCGCCGCAGGUGCUCAAGCAGGUCUGGCAGAGCGGCGAGCGCUACACGCUCGACCAGUUCGAGGCCAAGUCCCGCGCCUUCGCCAAGGCCCACCUCGCGGGCCUCCGCGACCCGACCCCGCUCGCCGUCGAGUCCCUCUUCUGGAAGGCCUCCGCCGACCGCCCCAUCUACAUCGAGUACGCCAACGACGUCCCCGGAUCCGGCUUCGCCGCCUCCGUGCAGUCGCAUCGGAGCCCGCACAAGAAGCGGAGGCGGGAGGGCGCCCCGAAUUCCGUUGACGAAGGGGACAAGGCCACGGGGUGGAAGCUGUCCUGCAGCCCCUGGAACCUUCAGGCCAUUGCGCGGGCUCCAGGGUCGCUCACCCGCUUCAUGCCCGACGAUGUUCCCGGGGUAACCUCUCCCAUGGUCUACAUCGGGAUGCUCUUCAGUUGGUUCGCAUGGCACAUCGAGGACCAUGAGCUCCACAGUCUCAACUUCCUCCACACCGGUGCACCCAAGACGUGGUAUGCGGUUCCAGGGGAUCGGGCCGCUGAGCUCGAGGAAGUUAUCCGUGUGCAUGGCUAUGGAGGCAAUCCUGACCGCCUUGCGUCCCUGGCAGUGCUUGGGGAGAAAACCACAUUGAUGUCCCCUGAGGUCAUUGUAGCCUCUGGUCUGCCCUGCUGUAGGUUGGUACAACAUCCUGGUGAAUUUGUGGUGACCUUCCCAAGGGCCUACCAUGUUGGGUUUAGUCAUGGAUUUAAUUGCGGAGAAGCUGCCAACUUUGCAACUCCCCAGUGGUUGAAGUUUGCCAAAGAGGCCGCAGUUCGAAGAGCUGUGAUGAAUUAUCUUCCAAUGCUCUCUCAUCAACAGCUUCUGUAUUUGCUAGCAGUUUCCUUUAUAUCCAGAACCCCCAGAGAAUUAUUGUAUGGAAUUCGAACCUCUCGUUUGAGAGACCGGAGAAAAGAAGAAAGGGAACUACUGGUCAAACGGGAGUUCUUACAGGAUAUGAUUAGUGAAAAUGAGCUUUUGUGUUCUUUCCUCAAGAAGAAAUUAAUUGAUAAUGCUGUUCUAUGGGAGCCUGACCUGCUGCCAUCUUCUACUGCUUUACAUUCCUGCUCCUCUGGCCCAAAAGCUCUUUGGAAGGCUGAUGAUGUUCACAGUAUCGAAUCUAUCCCCAAAGAGAACGGUUCAUCUGAUGGUAUUGCAUCCAUAGCUGGGAUACAACCUAAAUGCAUGUCUAUGGACAGCAAAUCGUCUGAUGCUGUGUCUGUUUCUGAAGCGCAAAAACUUGAUGCUGACACUGAUGAUGAUGGUGACCUUCCUUUUGACUUGAGCAUCGAUUCUGGCUCAUUGACCUGUGUUGCUUGUGGAAUUCUUGGCUUCCCAUUUAUGGCAAUUUUGCAACCCUCCAAAAAGGCAUUGGAAGAGAUGUCCCUUGCUGAUAUAGAGAGAUUUAAGCUGAACUGUGAAAAAGAGAACCAUUCAAAUGCAAUUCCAUGUUCUGAUGAUGGUAAUUCAGGACAUCCUGUUAUUGCCAAUAGACCUUCCAGUCCCGUGGCACAGUCUAAAUUCAGUCAUCAGAAUGCGGAAUCGCAUAAAGAUGGUGUGGGAGUUGGCGGACCCCUGCUGCCACAUAGUAAUAGCUCACAUUCUUGCAGCAGUGAAAACACCCUUAAUCGGUGCAUCAACUCAGAGAUGACCGAGACGAAAAUAUUGAGCACUGGUUUUGAAACCGACUUUAGUAAACAAAUUGGCGAAGUUGACAUGGAUGGACAAGCCGUUGAAAGUUGUGCCAACACUGUUGACUGGAAUAUAACUUCUGCAUUUGUACGCCCCCGUAUCUUUUGCUUGCAACAUGCCCUUGAGAUUGAGGAGUUGCUUGAAGGCAAAGGGGGUGCACAUGCUCUCAUCAUCUGCCAUGCAGAUUACACCAAGCUAAAAGCACUUGCAAUAUCAAUUGCAGAGGAAAUCGAGUUUCAGUUUGACUGUAAAGAUGUCCCACUUGCAAAUGCAUCCAAAUCUGAUCUGCAUCUAAUCAACAUUGCAAUUGAUGAUGAGGGGUACAGGGAAGAUGAAAGAGAUUGGACGAUACAGAUGGGUCUAAACAUGAAAUAUUUUGCCAAGCUUAGGAAAGAAACACCAGGGUGCCAAGAGCAGCCUCCUUUAUCCUUUUGGAAGAGAUUAGAUAUCUCAGAUAAGCCUUCACCUAUAUCUGUUGUUCCAAACCUCAAAUGGCUCUGCAGGAGAGCACGAACCCCAUAUAGGGUUGUUGGUCAUGUCUCCAAUCGUAAUGUCACAGUAGCCGCUGACGAGGUCAACCCUGCAGCUACAAAGACUGAGAUGGACACUUCUGGAAAUGUUUAUGAGAAUGGCAAAAGACAGCAAACUGCUAAACAAGAUGCCCCUCUGGAGCCAAGUAGGUUGCUAGAAGCUGACGAUGUAGCCGAUAUGCACGCGUGUUCUGAAGACAAUGAACAUUGUCUGAUUGGUAGCAAAACACAGCAAGUUGCUGAACAAGAUGCCCCUCUGCAGCCAAUUAGGUUGGAAGAAGCUGACGAUGUAGUCGAUAUGCACACGUGUUCUGAGGACACUGAUCAGGACAUGCAUCGUGUGAUUGGUAUCCGUAUUGCUGUUGCUGAAUAUCCGAUGAUGCAUCAAGUUUGUGACGGUCCAGUAAAUGUUAGUUCCUGUGAACUUGAUGGUCUGGUAAGUGCUAGCACUUGUGACGAUUCAGUUUGUUCAGCGCAUUCUCAGGAUUCACCCGAGGUGUCAGAUGACUUUACCACUGAACAGCAAUGUGUCCAGUUAGGUGAGUUGACUAGUUCUGCGGCUAUGUCUGUACAACAGUUCCUUGUUGACGAAAGUAUGACUGCAGAAGACAGCAGCAAUCACGAAAACUUGGGUUCUUAUAAUAUUACUUCAGAGUGCAAAGAUAAACAGUUGCAAGUUCAACAACAGGAUAAUAUUGAACUUGGAGUUGAGGCCGUCAAUCUAAAGAGCGCUAUUGCCACUGAGUCACAGCACGAGCAUCUGAAGAGAGAUGUCAUCGUUUCGGAAGGCGUGCAAGCUGCUUUGACGACAGUGGUCUCUGGAGAUAAUAGAAAUUCAGUUCACACAGAAUCAGAUUCUCUUGGUAUUUUACUUGGAGCUUUAGCAGAAGAAUCUAUUCUAUCAGACAAUCCUGGGAAAGAUGAGGUUGACGAUGCUUCCUUGACAUUGUUGACGCUGGCUAGCAAUGACCAGUCUGCAGAUGAGGUUGCACACAAUGAAGUUAUAGAGACGCCUAGCUCUUCUGUUGGCGCAUCCCUUUCAUGUAAGGGGCGGACUUUGUCAAAUUUGGCAUCUUAUAGAUCGCUUGGGAUUCAGAACCCAGACAAACAAGAAUAUGGUGACGAAGUUGGUGUCUGGAGCUGCCAGGGUUUGAAGAACGGCAGAGGAAUACGUAGUUCAGCAAACGGUGUGUCAGAAACAAGCAAAAAUUCAGGUGCACCAAAAACUUAUCAACCAGAUCUAUUGUCUAGAAGCAUUGGAAGCUCAAAAAGAACAAGCAUUAUAUGCUAUGUCAGACGCAAGCAUCGGCGCAAAAGAAAGAGGGGAUCUGAGCCAAGUGCCAGUAGUUCACAAAGUCUUGGGAGCUUUGCCCGCGCCCCAUGUGAGAGCCUGAGACCCAGGAGGAAAACUGCAGUAAUCGAAGAGGCGGCAGAGCAGACUGAAAUCGCAAAACCUCUCGCUGCCGCGACCAAGGGCAAGAGGUCCAAGGUGGUGGAGUUAUUUCAGUGCGAGAUUGAUUACUGUGACAUGACAUUUGAGAGCAAAGAGGACCUCCGUGCUCAUGAGCGCAACAUCUGCACCGAUGAGUCGUGCGGCAAGCGCUUCCAGUCGCACAAGUACCUGAAGCGCCAUCAGUGCGUGCACCGCGACGAGAGGCCGUUCAAGUGCCCCUGGGCCGGCUGCGGGAUGACCUUCAAGUGGCUGUGGGCGCAGACUGAACACAUUAGAGUCCACACGGGAGAGCGCCCCUACGAGUGCGCAGUCCCUGACUGCGGGCAGACGUUUAGGUACGUCUCGGACUACAGUCGGCACCGGAGGAAGUUUAAUCAUUACUGAUUGGUCGUCGCAGCACUGCUGGGGGGCAAAGGCUCCUCCUCGGGUGGUGCUGCUUUGUGUUAUAUAAGGUACGUCCGUCCUUGUUUGUUGUAGCAGGCUAGCAGCUCACGUAUUUAAUUAACCGCCAAACGGCUGGUAGUCUAGUGUUAAUCCCCUUGGUUAACAAUGUGCCGAGUUUAGUCAGGAAGUAGAGAUAGUUUGGGGGCUAAAAGGCUUGCAUCAAGAUGCAGAUGGCCCUUCAUUCUUUUUCUCCGUCAAUGUAUGUAGUUCCCUUGAUAAAGUUUAUUUAUCAAUGUGAUCAUGCUGAAAUCUCCCUCAGUUGAGUGAUGUAUCUAAUCUAAUCGAUGGUAUAGUUUUAUUA
Molecule: messenger RNA, 4830 nt
Organism: Hordeum vulgare subsp. vulgare (domesticated barley)
Lineage: Eukaryota; Viridiplantae; Streptophyta; Magnoliopsida; Poales; Poaceae
Product: lysine-specific demethylase SE14
Exons: 7
Coding region: 18-4469 (1483 amino acids)
Biological process (GO): chromatin remodeling
Cellular component (GO): nucleus
Molecular function (GO): histone H3K4me/H3K4me2/H3K4me3 demethylase activity
Source: RefSeq, a predicted model, not a curated record